AUGAGUUCUGAGAGAAAUGUCAAUGGACAUAGUCCAUUGACAUCUAAGCCACAUUUUGGUCCAUUGGCCAACCUAGGGGUAUGGCUUAUUGAUUUUGAUACUAUUUGCGCAAAAAAAGAAUUUUCCCUUCCUUCUGAAAUUCUGACUCCUCAGGUGAUAGCGGAAAGAUCAAGCACCAGAUUUCCUGCGCGUCAGUCAAGGCCAAAUGGCCCAUAUUCGUUUGACCUUGGCGAGGGUUCUUCAGCUUCAACUUUGACAUCGCACAAAACGAUUAAGAGAACUUAUGCUAACGGCAAUAAUGAAAACUACUCAACGUCUGCCUGGAGAUCAUUUCAAGGUCGAUCUUAUACAGCUCGAAAAAGAAAAAAUAGUCGUCAGUUAGAUGAAGAAGAAAUCAGGGCACUUCCAGAACAGCCAAAAUAUGAAAAAUAUAAUGCACGUGCAUUUAGUGAGAAUCCUUUCAUGAAACAAACCACACCAUCGACACUUGUCAAAGGAUCUUACAAACUGAAUGCUGAAAAAAUAGAGCGUUCGUUUUUACAAGCCUGUUUUAAUCAACAUGUUAAUGCUUUAAUUCAAGCUGCUGAAUGGCUUGAAAACAACCAUAUCUGA
Cetraspora pellucida is the source of this 612-nucleotide messenger RNA. Lineage: Eukaryota; Fungi; Glomeromycota; Glomeromycetes; Diversisporales; Gigasporaceae. The record is from the annotation of a GenBank genome assembly.